Messenger RNA from Parasteatoda tepidariorum (common house spider), 1986 nucleotides. Its product is annotated as GTP-binding protein REM 1. The record is from RefSeq and is a predicted model, not a curated record. Gene Ontology annotation, molecular function: GTP binding; calcium channel regulator activity; GTPase activity. NCBI's taxonomy places the organism in Eukaryota, Metazoa, Arthropoda, Arachnida, Araneae, Theridiidae. Gene Ontology annotation, cellular component: plasma membrane.
CCUGCGAUUUGAUGUCGUUGUGCCCCAGGUGAGGCAGGACAGAUGCCAAAAUUUGCUUCUAAGGAUCGCAUGUGCCUGAAAAAGCGUGGGACUCCCACUUUUCUUUGAUCUUCUGCAGUUGCGACUAAGUAUUUUUUUUUGCCUCUAAAAAGAAGCAACUAUUGUUUCUUCUUUGAAUUGCUGCUCCUCUUAAGUGUAACGUUAUUUUUACUCUAAAAGUUUCCAGACAAUUGCUUGCAAACAUGACUGACAAAAGCAAUUUUGCAAGUUUAGGUGAAGUGUGAAAUUUUAGUUUCGUUUUGUUGUUGAUCAAAAUUAAAGAAAAAGAAGAUAAUUUUCCAUUUUUGCUGGUGAAUAAAGAAAAAGUAAUAUAAGUGUGAAGACUUUUCGAACAGACAUUGUAAAAAAUAAAUAAACGAUAAAUGACCUAACUAGUAAAGUAGCAUAAAAUAUGCAAUAAAUUCAAAAGUUAUAAGCCAAACUUUUAACUCUUGUUCUGAACUAAAAAAAAGAGCAUAUAACCAUGACGCAUCAACAAAGUAGAUCUAAUAGCAGAAUGUCGCGUUCCCCUUCAAAAUCUAGAAGCAGAUCAUCAGAGAAAAUUCUAGAAGAUAAUGGCUCUAGAGACAGACUUAGUGCACCUAAAUUCAGAAUGGUUACCAAAAGUCCUAGCCCUGGAAACCGCAGGCGAGCCUCAGCUAUUCAAUUUUCGGACUCUCCAAGUGGUACGCGAACGAACCACGCUCGUUCGCGAUCAUUAAGAGCUAAACGCCAUUCAGCACAUAUACCACAUUCCCUAAGUGGUUCUCAACUGGACACUAAGGCGAGUCUAAAUCAACGGUCAAGCAUUAGCCACUCCUUGUCUGUUCCAUCAGGGGAUGAAGGAGACUUUCACCUGGUAAGGAACUUUAGCAUAACUUCUAAGGGUGUGGUCAACAGGGGAGAUUCUUUCCGGUGCAAAUCGAGAUCUGCAUCUCUAAGUUCGACACCGACAUCCCCUGGAUCCGAAAAGGAGAAUGCUUUUCCAGCUUUUACAACAGAUGAAGCUGCUUCAGCAUCGGCUUCACCGGUUACUACUCCAGUUCCAUCUGCUUCCUCAACUGUUCCUGAAACAAAGGAACCACCCAAAUAUUCAGUGUGGAUAUUGGGAAUGAAUGGAGUUGGAAAGACAUCGAUUAGAAACCAGUUCAUGACUUCUGAAUAUAUAUGCCAGUAUGAAACUUGGAAAGAUGAAUCAGUGCAUAAAAGCGUUGUUGUAUCGCUAGAUGGAGAGGAAACAGAAUUGGAAAUAUCGGAGUACAUCUCUGUCGAAGACAAGAUUAAAAAUAAGGAAUCAUUGCCAGAUGCAUUUCUAAUUGUUUAUUCCGUAACCAAUCGCCGAAGCUACAUCCUAGCCCGCCAAAUUCUCUCCAAACUUGAAACAACAUUUGGUUCGAAAGCAGCUAUUUUGGUUGGAAAUAAAACAGAUCUUGCUAGACUCAGAACCGUCACAACUGUGGAGGGAAGAUCAUUAGCAAAGGAACGAGGAUGCAAAUUUGUUGAAACUUCGGUUGCGAUAAACCAUCAAUUAGACGAGUUGCUGGUUGGAAUCAUCACACAGAUCCGAAUAAAGGCGAAGAUAGCCGAAAAGCAACGAAAGCGAAGCGAUCGCAGCUCUCAAACUUCUCGCAACAAAGCUACUUGCAUUAUCAAAAGAAUCUGGAGGAGAACCUGCAUGACUAGUAAAUCAUGCGACAAUUUACAUGCUCUUUAAAUUAUUCUUCACCAUUAAAUUUACAUAGGGAUAAAAAAUCCCUGUUUAUGUUUACUGUUACUUUCUAAGAUCAAAAUUAGUUUUUACAUGAAAAAGUGGUUGUAAUUGUUGUUGUGUUUUGUAUUUAUUCUUUAGAUUUUUUUAGUGGUUUGAUUACAUAUUCUAUGAAGGUGUAUUUUUUUCUUAAAAUGAAAUAUGUUUAGUGCGAUGUAAACAAUAAAAUAAAAUAAGCU